Phytomonas sp. Hart1 is the source of this 1086-nucleotide messenger RNA. Lineage: Eukaryota; Euglenozoa; Kinetoplastea; Trypanosomatida; Trypanosomatidae. The record is from the annotation of a GenBank genome assembly.
AUGUUACGCCGUUGCACCACCCGAUGCGUGCCCAAGACCAUGAAGGCUGCGGUAUUCAAGGGAAAAAAUCGCAUUGUCCUGGACGAAAAACCCGUCCCUGUUCCCAAGCAUUCCGAGGCCCUGAUCAAAAUCACCACCACCACCAUCUGUGGCACGGACAUUCACAUCCUGAAGGGGGAGUAUCCCGUAGCGGAGGGGCUGACCAUCGGUCAUGAGCCGAUUGGCGUGAUCGAGAGCUUCGGUGAGGGCGUGACGGGCUUCAAGAAGGGUCAGCGCAUUGUGGUCGGGGCCAUCACACCCUGCUCCAGCUGCUUCAGUUGCCUGCAGGGCAUUCGCUCUCAGUGUGGGUCGAAACUGAUGGGUGGGUGGAGGUUCGGCAACACGAUUGACGGCUCACAGGCGGAGUAUCUUAUUAUUCCGGAUGCCAUGGCUAAUAUGUAUCCCGUUCCAGAUGGCAUCACCGACGAACAGAUUCUGAUGUGCCCUGACAUUAUGUCCACCGGGUUUUCAGGCCCAGAGUCAGCUAAUGUAAAGGUUGGUGACUGUGUGGUCAUUUACGCGCAGGGACCUAUUGGCCUGGGGGCGACCGCAGGUGCCAAGAUGAUGGGGGCCACAAAAAUCAUCGUUGUUGAUCGCUUUCCUGAACGCCUUGCGCUCGCAAAGAAACUCGGUGCCGACCACGCAUUGGAUUUCACGAAGUGCAAUCCGGUUGAGGAGGUGAUGCGAUUGACUGAAGGUCGUGGCGUUGAUGUGGCUAUCGAGGCACUGGGUCUCCAAAGUACAUUUGAGGGAUGCCUACGCUGUCUAAAGCCAGGCGGUGUGCUGAGUUCCCUCGGCGUGUAUAGCGAGGAUUUGAAGCUACCACUGGAUGCGUUUGCGGCAGGACUCGGUGACUUCAAAAUCGUCACGACGCUGUGCCCUGGGGGAAAAGAACGCAUGCGUCGUUUACUCAGUGUGAUUGAAUCCGGACGCGUCGACAUGAGGCCUAUGGUAACACACACCUUCAAGUUGGAUGAUAUCGAAAAGGCUUAUGACAUUUUUGGAGGCCAACGCGAUGGUGUUCUCAAAGUAGCUAUCAAACCAUAA